CUAGUGUUCCCUCUCCCCGAGGCAUUGGGAAGGAGAGUCCGGAUAAGACCCCGCGAAUAUGUCGAAACAGCCGGUUUCCAAUGUCAGAGCCAUCCAGGCAAAUAUCAACAUCCCAAUGGGAGCCUUUCGGCCGGGAGCUGGGCAACCUCCCAGAAGAAAAGAGUGUACUCCAGAAACAGAGGAGGGUGUUCCUCCUACCUCAGAUGAGGAGAAGAAGCCAAUGCCUGGAGCGAAGAAACUUCCGGGACCUGUGGUCAAUCUUUCAGAGAUCCAGAAUAUCAAAAGUGAACUGAAGUAUGUUCCCAAAGCUGAGCAGUAGUCGGAAGAAAGAAGAAGACAAAGGACUGAUUUAUUGUUG
Neogale vison (American mink) is the source of this 358-nucleotide messenger RNA. RefSeq names its product small muscle protein X-linked (gene SMPX). The record is from RefSeq and is a predicted model, not a curated record. The coding region runs from base 59 to 319 and encodes 86 amino acids. Gene Ontology annotation, cellular component: costamere; muscle tendon junction; M band. Lineage: Eukaryota; Metazoa; Chordata; Mammalia; Carnivora; Mustelidae. The transcript is spliced from 5 exons.